GCGAGAAGCAUCUCAACCCCUGAUUGGGGCAGCUGCCCUUCUCCAGAGUGGCGAGCCAAGGUGGGGCGAUACUUUGAGUGAUUCCUGUUCUUCCUGAAGAAGGAAAGCACCAGAGAUUAGGAAAUAAAUGGUUUCCAUCCGUGCUGCCGGGUCCCAGAGAGGAAUGUGUGAGUCUGGAUCCUUCUCAGAACUCUCUCUGCCAAGAACCUGUGCCGAAGAAUUGCAAAGAUCUAAGCCUAUUUGAUUUGUGCUGUGGAUAAUGGACUGGAGGGACAGAGACUAGAAGAGAUAUGCCAGGAGAAAACAGUGAAAAGGAAGAGGAAAUUUUUCAGCAAGAAAAUGGUGAAUUUGAAGCAGUGUCUUCAGAAUGGUACAAAAGAGACAUUUCUCUGUUUCCUAAAUUGGGAAAGGACUAUGAGAAUGAACCAAGAUUCCCUGAUCAGAAACAAGUAGAUAUGCCCAUUCCUCAAGAAAAGAGAUUUAUAAGUCUUUUGAUUACUAUUGAAAAUUCCACGCAAUUUGAGGAACUUUCCCAAUGUGUAGAAAGUAGAAUCUCUUGUCCCCAAGAACAGGCAACACCAACAUCCUUUAAAUGUCUCCUGUGUGAUAAAUCCUUCAUCAAAAGAGCAUAUCUUAUUUCACACCAGAAAAGCCAUACAAGAACAAAACUCUAUAAGUGCACUGUCUGUGAGAAAAACUUCAAUAAAAAGUCAAAUCUCAGGGCUCAUGAGAGAGUCCAUACAGGAGAAAAGCCUUAUAAAUGUGAUGCUUGUGGGAAAAACUUUGCUCAGAGAUCUAACCUUGUUGCACAUGAGAGAAUACACAAGAAAUCCCAAACAUAUGAAUGUGCUAAUUGGGCAAAAAACUUCAGUCAAAGAACAUACCUUACCCAUCAUGAGAUUAUCCACCUAGUAGACAAUACUAAUACAUGUCAUAAGUGUGGGAAAAGCUUCAUUUGUAAGUCAAAGUUUAUGCAGCAUCAAAGAACUCAUGCAGGGGAAAGACCUUACAAGUGUUCAACAUGUAAUAAAAGAUUUAGUCAGAAAUCAGAUGUUUUAAUUCAUCAAAUAAUUCAUACUGGAGAGAAACUUCAUAAAUGUACUGAGUGUGGCAAAAGCUUCACUCAGAAAACAAAUCUUGGCAGGCACAAGAAAACACAUACAGGACAGAAAUCCUAUAACUGCAUUGACUGUGGGGAAAGUUUUGGUAGCUUUUCACACCUUAUUACACAUCAGAAAAUACACAUAGGAGAGAAUCCCCAUAAAUGUAAUCAGUGUGGGAAAACAUUUAUUUGGAACUCAGAUCUAAUACACCAUCAGAAAAUUCACACCGAAGAUAAACCUUAUAAAUGUCCUAUAUGUAAGAAAAGGUUCACUAAGAACUCAAAUCUUGUUGCCCACCAAAAAAUUCAUACAGGAGAGAGGGCUCAUAAAUGUAAUAAUUGUGAAAAGAGUUUCAGUCGGAAUUCACAUCUACUUACUCAUCAGAGGAUCCAUACUGGAGAAAAACCCUAUAAAUGUUUCAUAUGUGAGAAGAAGUUCAACUGCAGUUCAAACCUUAUUACUCAUCAGAGAAUACAUACAGGAGAAAAACCAUAUAAAUGCAAAAUGUGUGAGAAAAGUUUUAGUCGCAGCUCAGACCUUGUUAAUCAUGAGAGAACACACACAGGAAUAAAGCCUUUUAAGUGUGUUAUAUGUAAGAAAAGCUUCAGUAGAAGUUCCCAUUUGGUAACUCACCAGAGAAUCCAUACAGGAGAGAAACCCUUCAAAUGUGUCAAGUGUGGGAAAUGUUUCAGUGAUAAAUCCUACUUCAGUUACCACCAAAAAAUUCACAUGCAUUAGAACUGAAGAAAUGAAAACUAUG
Messenger RNA from Gracilinanus agilis (Agile Gracile Mouse Opossum), 1863 nucleotides. Its product is annotated as zinc finger protein OZF-like. Lineage: Eukaryota; Metazoa; Chordata; Mammalia; Didelphimorphia; Didelphidae. The transcript is spliced from 5 exons. The record is from RefSeq and is a predicted model, not a curated record. The coding region runs from base 291 to 1841 and encodes 516 amino acids.